Molecule: messenger RNA, 614 nt
Organism: Aplysia californica (California sea hare)
Lineage: Eukaryota; Metazoa; Mollusca; Gastropoda; Aplysiida; Aplysiidae
Product: pathogenesis-related protein 1A
Cellular component (GO): extracellular region
Source: RefSeq, a predicted model, not a curated record
GCAACAUCUGACGUCACGAGGAAAAUAAAACUAUAAUAUCACCACACACGUUAACGCUCUGUCGUUCAGAGCCCUCAUCUGGCUUGGCCGAAACAUCAGCUGACCUCCUCCACGAAAAGUUGUGUCCACGUCUGUCGGGAUGAGGAGAGCGGCGGUCAGUGUGUUGGUCAGUGUCCUGUGUCUGGUCACGUGUUGCUGGGGCGGUCAUCUCAAGUCCCUGACCUGGGGAGACAAGCAGGCUUUUCUUGACGCCCACAACCAGGCCAGGAGACAGGAAGGCGCGGGUCUGAGGGAUCUGACGUGGAGUGAUGACCUGGCUAACAAAGUGUCCGUCCUGGCCUCCACAUGUCGCAUGAGCCACACACCGGCCAGCCGGAGGUAUUGGGGAGAGAACAUCAUGGCUACGUCAAAUCGCCACAUCAGCGCCCGGUUAGUCGCCGCACAGGCCACAGAGAUGUGGGUCAGUGAGAGAGCUUACAACGACGGGACCUACAGGUGUAUGACUGAUGGAAGCUGUGGUCACUACACUCAGGUAGUGUGGCGAGACACCAGACAGGUGGGCUGUGCCGUGUCUACCUGUGACUACACCUGGGACCUGGGCACGCUGGUUGUCU